AUGGCUUGGAAGGAAGUGAGCAAGAUAUUUGACACCAUUUGGAACUUUCCUCAUUGUGUUGGUGCCCUCGAUGGCAAGCAUGUUGUCCUGCAAGCGCCAGUAAAUUCUGGCAGCGAUUUUUUUAAUUAUAAAUCACACUUCAGCAUUGUUUUGCUAGCAGUAGUAGAUGGGAAUUAUAAUUUCAUGUUUGCGGAUGUAGGGUGCCAAGGCAGAAUUUCAGAUGGUGGAGUUUUUAAGAACAGUAAGUUGUAUAAAAUGAUAAACGAGAACUCCUUGGGACUACCGUUACCAGAAGAACUUCGGGGUCGUGAAAUGAAAGUUCCCUACUAUUUUAUAGGUGAUAGUGCGUUUGCUCUCUGUGAAAAUCUGAUGAAGCCAUACCCGGGAGAUCAUGCCCCUGGAAGUUGUAAGAGAAUUUUCAACUAUCGUUUAAGUAGAGCUCGGCGCGUAGUUGAAAAUGCCUUUGGUAUAUCAAGUUCAGUAUUUCGAGUUCUAAGAAAACCAAUGCUUUUGGAGCCCGCUAAAGCCGAAAUUGUUGUUAUGUCUGUAAUCGUUUUACACAAUUACCUGAGGACUCAUUCGCGUAACUUGUACACGCCACCAGGUUCACUGGACCACGAAGUAAAUGGAGUAAUUAUUGAAGGAACAUGGAGAAAUGAUGAAGGAAUGACUUCCAUGAGACAUCUACGAAAUGCUCCUAAAAGGUCUUCAUCUUACGUAAAUGAAAUUAGAAAGGAAAUCUCUGAAUAUUGCAUCAACGAAGGAGUUCUACCAUGGCAAAAUACGUACGCUUAA
Anoplophora glabripennis (Asian longhorned beetle) is the source of this 795-nucleotide messenger RNA. Its product is annotated as protein ALP1-like. The transcript has a single exon. NCBI's taxonomy places the organism in Eukaryota, Metazoa, Arthropoda, Insecta, Coleoptera, Cerambycidae. The record is from RefSeq and is a predicted model, not a curated record. The coding region runs from base 1 to 795 and encodes 264 amino acids.